Babesia ovata is the source of this 4317-nucleotide messenger RNA. RefSeq lists its product as uncharacterized. The transcript is spliced from 4 exons. Bases 1 to 4317 code for a protein of 1438 amino acids. The record is from RefSeq and is a predicted model, not a curated record. Lineage: Eukaryota; Apicomplexa; Aconoidasida; Piroplasmida; Babesiidae.
AUGGAUUCGCUGCCUAGUCAUCUUACAUCGCUUCCGCUGCCGUGCGCAGCUGUGUCUGCGUACAACGAGAGUCAUGCAAAGCUGCGAGACUUCAUUAUGGCCGCGGGUCGCGCAACGACAACCAACAACAGGGACCGCCUGAACGUCGAGAUAUAUGACGGCAACAAGAUAGUCCACGAUGAAGCCACCGGCACUCAGGACUGGGAGCUCGAUAUCCCGGAGGACGCCGACUGGGUGUUGCUGCAACAAAGCCUGCCCCCGUGCAUCGUUUGCGUGAGGGACUGGCAGAACUACGUGGUCGAUGCUUCGUGGUCAGCGGGAAGCGCUGAUGAUUUUACCGCGUUCCGAGAUGAUCGCAAAAAAAUGUCUCAUGAAUCAGACCCUGAUGGGGAUGACGACGGUUCUGAUGCUAAGCCCGAGAGCGAGGCGCAUUUGAUACGCGGUGAUAUGAAGCAACUGUCGGACUUUAUAAAGGCCGAUGUCGAGCGGACGUUGCAUGCCUAUCGUAAGAACCUGCUGGGCCGUAGGCCGGUGGCAGGCAGGAUCAUGUUCUUGGUCCUGCUGCGGGAGGGCACUAAGAAUCCCCAGAAGGCGGUCAACAGUCUCAAGAACCUAAAUGCUAACGAAGUGGCCGCAGUUUGUGUGACGUGUGGCGACGCAGACAUAUCGAACAAGCUGUCCAAGUUGGAGCAGCUGAUGCACGAUGUCAGCGUGGCCUACUACGAGCGCCGGAUCCACUUGCUCACCAAAGCGCUCUCGAAGGUGAAGCCCAGCGCAGGGCCUAAUGUGGACGAGACGUCCGAGAUAAAUGCAGCAAUGGCCAACUUCAAGUUGGCGUACUUCCACCAGUUCCUUGGCAACUUCAAGGAAAGCGUGCAGGUGCUGACACAGGCGUGGUCUCAUGUCAUCCCGGCGGUGAUGUGCCGGCCGUGCGAGGAGUACGCCAGUGUGGCACUGUACAUAGCGCUGCAGAUGGUUAACGCGCGAUUUGCGUCUUCCAACAUCGUGGAGGCGCUCACGUUCGCCUUUGAGGUCGCGGCCUUUUUCAAGCGCUUCUUCUACUCCGACGGCCUGCUGGCCCUGUACCACAACCUGUGCUACCUGCUGCACCACGCAGUCGCGCAGCACCUGGACAAGGCGAAUGAGUACAAGGAGCUGAAGGCGAACAGCCACAUACGCCAGCAUGCGGUCAACUUCUACAAGUGGUCCCUGCGACACCUCAUGCAGAUGCGUACCACCCUGAUGUCCUGCACCGACGUCACGGAAUCCCCGAGGAAGUUCGGAUCGUUGUUUUUCAGGGACGACGUGGAUUUCAGCCAUCUCUAUGCGGAUGCUGCCGCGGAGCGGCAUGGUGCGAGCAAAGAGCGCCGUGUACGGUACCUGGAAGCGGUGACGGAGGGCAUUUUGGUGAAAUUGAUGGACAUGCUGUCCACCUGCAGCUGGUACCAGACCUUGUUACAGGUGACGGAAAUCCUGGGUGAUUCGCUGUUCCUUUCGUUUAAGUUGAAGGAGGCUUUCUUUAUCUACGCCAACAUCGGAGAGUCACUGGUAAACCGAACGCCUUUGGAUACUGAUUACCUGCUGAAGAGUUGUUCUUCCACAGUUAUAUCUGAGGCGCUGAAGCAGAGCACCACGGCCCGUUCAGCCCAGAGGACGGAUUCGAACGCGGGGCAGGAUGCGCUUCGCCUCUACCCGAGCUUUUUGAAGACGUCAACUACGAUGCUGAUGGCGGAACAUGGUAACUCCAAAGUCUGGUGGUCGCUGUACGAGCUCGUGCUUUCGAAGAUGAUGGUCACGUUGAACCUGCUGUUAGGCCAACCCAUGGAUUUGCCGCAAUCCGUGACGAAAGCCGCCGACCUUCCGACAAGCAUCUACGAAGAGCCGUUGAGGAGCAAGUUUGAGCUCGAAAACAGCCCCAGGCUAGACAUUGAUAUGGUAACCGCCAGCGCUCGGCGCGAGUACUCCUUGAUCCUGCUGAAGUCGAUGUUGACGCUGCAUUCUGUUACGGAGACCGAUUUCGACAUCGAACGUUCGUGCAACUGGCUCGUGUCGCGCAUUUCACCGAAAAACGACAUUUCAAGUUCGGUACUGUUGAGCAAGCAUCACCAAGCGCAGUACAUGCUCGGCCGGGCCGAUGUCGGUGACGACUCCAUCAUGACCACCCUGCAGAUUCUGGUCAGCUUCCAUGUCGACCUACCCUUCAGCGUAGAGGUGUCAAACGUGACUAUAUGCACGUCUAUCGGAACGUUUGCCUUCGACAUUUCAGAGGUGUUGUGCACCAACGACCGUGUGGAAAUAUACACCACUCCGUGCGCCGGGGAACAUAACACGGAUGUCUCGGACGUCAAACGAGAGGAUUCAUUGACAAGUGAGGAUGGAUCUAGUGGUAGCGGUGAGAGUGAUUCUGCUGACAGCGGAGACAGUGACGGUGACCAAUCUGCGCGUGACAAGCACGAGGAACCUACGGUGGUAAGCAACACGAAGCCCACACCAGAAAGAAAAACGGCGACUCUCGCUGGCGAUAGCCAUGUGCUGCUCGCCAUAACGUGCCCUGCUAUCAACAACAAGUUCAUGGUAGACAGCUUCGUGUUGUUGGGUGUAAACCUGCUUUGGGUUAAGAACAUGGGAGACGGCGCUUCGGUCAACAUAUCGUGCGUCAUGCCAUCCCUGACGCUACGCUUGCCGCACGGUAUUCCCGGCAUCGGGGAUACAAUGUUUACGGCAGACCCGUGCCACGGCGUCUUCCGUAUUUUUGAUGAUGUAGUCACCAUUGGGUACGCCAGCACAUCGCUCAAAUCGGAGGAGCUGCUGGAUAUGACCGCGGUCAACCCGAAGCGUGCCGACAGGUAUGGCAUGAUAGUGGACACAUUGGUGGAACUGACGAGUGUGAGCCAAUGCCUUCUGGAUUUCGAUGAGCUGGUGGACUCGAACCCACCAGCAUCAAUGCCUCACGCUCGCGGUGCGUACCGGAUGUUCGUAAAUCGCAUAUACUUCAAGUCCUUCCUGGGCGAUUUGGUGGAGGGACAUGUUGCUCCGGUUACCUGCGUGCUUUUGUACAACAAGCAAAUCCUAAAGGCGGAGUACCUCCCACGCAUUAGGUUCUCUGUCGAGGUGACGUCGAGCGCAAACUCGUUUCACUUCUACGCCCUGUGUCGUGACGGCGCUGACGAGAGUGGCGUCAUGCGCCUCUGCGUGAACAACAAGUUUGCCUUCACCUUGACGGGGUUCGCGGAUGCACAGCACUUCGACCUAGACACGCGUUUGGACGCUCGGAGCGGCCCUGAUGCGGACACUGUGGUGCCCACUCUCUUUGCCGACGACUCAGCUGUAGUUUACAGCAUUAAUGAGGACAUGAGCAACUUCCUGGAGUUAGCCAAGCGUGAUGCUAACACUGGGGUGGUCUACAUAUUUGGAUUGUUCAAGGCACUUUCGCACGGGCCGACUACGGUCCAAUUUAACUUGCAAAUGCAGCCGAUGUUAGGCCACACCUUGAAGGCAAUGGAGUCGAAAUUCUUGGUUGUGACGGAUAUCACUAAGACUUUGGUGCACGAGCCGGUGGCACUGGACCUUGCUGUCGAGCAUGUGUACGACAACAACGCAGGUGGCUACAUAAAGUUUUUGAACAUGCAUCUCUCGAACAAGAGUCCACUGCAAUACACUCUGGAUAGCGUGCGUGUACUCCACGACGGCGUUUCUGCAGCCCGUAUGUUUUCGCGUGACAGUGCCUGUUCAUUCGACGCAGAGGACGACCAGCUGUAUGGUUACCGCAAAACGAUGGAGGACAAGGAAGGGCUGCGGUUCAUGUACCUGUGCCCGACUAAUAAGCAUAGUGACUCUGCCGUGGAAGUGCAGUGCCUGCAUGCAGUGGUUCACGCUGAUGCUUUCCCGUUCAACCGUCUUCAGCCGUGCUUCCAGAUUAUGGUCACGAAGAACAUAUCCCUCUACAACGAGAAAGACAAUUGUGAAAUCUUCAUUGCGGUGAAGCACCAGAGCAUCGUUGAGUUGGGACAAUCUUUCGAGUACGUUGCCGAGAUACGGAACAUGACUCCUCACACCCUGGAUUAUUGUAUCACUCUGCCGGCGAGCCAGGCAACAGUGAAUCCGUUCAUGAUAUCCGGGCCGCGAUAUAUAGACAUGGUAGCAUUGCCACACGCGACGCGCACCGUAAAGUGGAUAUUGAUGCCAAACAAGUGUGGACAUCACAACCUGCCGGAAGUGAGGCUAGAACAGCGUCGCAAGCUGGCUUUGUCUAGAGAUGAUUUCGUAUCUGUGCCGUCUUUGAUCUACGUCACACCGCGUCCACUGGAAUUGGCAUAA